AUGGGUUUGUUGAAUGUGGGGCCUGGCCAGAAUAAGCCCUCUAAAACGGCCUCCGAGGCCCCUCCCCUUACGUAUCUCCCGAGAAACAAGCACAGCGCCCCCCGAGGUGACCUCUGGGAUUCUCUCCGCGUCCUCCUGCACUCACUUACGCUUCCCAAGCUGGCUCCGGUUUCCAACCUGUCCUGUAGUGUGGAAGACGCGACCACACAGUCAUGUAGGCCCUCGGUCAAAUGGGACCUAGACUUGCCCCCGGAUUAUGAGAUCCCAGCCAAGGCGACCACCAGUUCCGCUGCCACCUGCGGCUCGGACUUCCGGCGCGACAAGCUCGAGCGCCGGCAGGAAAUCAGUACACGGUUCGGUCCGCAGGUCAUCUUCAUGCCGCCGCGGACCGUCUACCACCCGGUACUCUUCAGCUUAAUGAAUUGCACUGAAGCAGCUGUGAAAAAAGUCUUACCCAAGAGUCGUUUAUCUCAGGUGAUCAUGCGUGAUAACCUCUAUGCCCAGCGAACCUAUGAGUUGCAGGAGAAAGCUUUGGAGAAGGCCAAGAAAAAGACAAUCCAAUGGUAUGAACAUCUGAAAAAAAAGUUCAUAACAGACCAGCUGAGGAAGCUGGGGCACUGGAGACAGGAAUCCAUGAAAAUUCAGCCAUACUUGGAUAGCUUGAGGGCAUAUGAAAUCCAGUUGAAACUGCAAUUUUCCAAGAACAGGCAGCCAACCUAGUCAUGGCAAUGAUCUGCACCAUGGCCACAGUGACAUCAACUAGACCAGGGGAGAACUAGAAUGAGCCAGCUUACACAAGCAUAGACCAAUAAAGCAACACCACAGGCAGCGGGGACACAAAAAACUCUCAGCAUUUGUAAUUUUCUCUUCCCUACCCUUCUCCUGUAUUUCUAUGAAAGAGGUCCCUAUAGUCCCAUUGGUGCUUGAGAGGA
Molecule: messenger RNA, 932 nt
Organism: Heterocephalus glaber (naked mole-rat)
Lineage: Eukaryota; Metazoa; Chordata; Mammalia; Rodentia; Bathyergidae
Source: RefSeq, a predicted model, not a curated record